Molecule: messenger RNA, 2956 nt
Organism: Silurus meridionalis
Lineage: Eukaryota; Metazoa; Chordata; Actinopteri; Siluriformes; Siluridae
Product: meiotic recombination protein REC8 homolog
Exons: 18
Coding region: 693-2471 (592 amino acids)
Biological process (GO): mitotic sister chromatid cohesion; replication-born double-strand break repair via sister chromatid exchange; synaptonemal complex assembly
Cellular component (GO): cohesin complex; synaptonemal complex
Molecular function (GO): chromatin binding; protein binding
Source: RefSeq, a predicted model, not a curated record
UUUCUAUAUACAUUCUAUAUAACUGUCUGGUUCCAGGUUUAAGGCCACCAGUUAGCACAUGUAGAUGAGAUGGUGACUGGUGCACAAACCAUAGUGUAUAUAAACACUAUGCAUGCAUUAUUACACAUUUAUCAGAAUGUAAUAAGCAAAUCAUUAUUUGUAGGGGAAACGAAUAAUGUACAAUCUUUGUUAUUUAAUAUAUUAAUUCAAGUUGUGUAAUAGGUAGUGUCCAAACACCGUACACAUCAAGUACCCUUGAUCUAGGGUGCACUUUAUAGGGAAUAGGGAGGCGUUUUGGACACUAUCUAUAUUUUUCUACUAUAUAGACCUAGAAGAUGCGGCGCCAUGGCAAUAUCGCUAUGGCAACCAGACUAGACCAAUCAUCUGUCGCGUUCCGAAGGAUGGCCUCAACGAUUGGCUGGAUGAUCUGUCCGUCCCAAACGAUUGGAGAGAGUUCAUUAUCGGUGGCCGCGUUCCAAAUAGUGCGGUCCUCCCUACAUAAGUGCAGUAUAACAAUAUAAAGCAACGAGCACAAGCGCCCUUUUUAGUGCACUUAAUGUGUAAAAGAGACGCGUUCCGCGUAACUUGUCCAACUCAUUGAAAGUUUGAGUUCAUUGGUGCUAGGGUCAAGCGAGGGUUUGUUUUUAGCCAUUAUUUUUGAUCAAAUCUGGCAUUAAAUUAAGUUCGAAAUAAUGUUUUAUUACCCAAAUGUGCUUAAUCACAGAACUGGAUGUUUCGCUACAAUAUGGCUGGCGGCUACAAAGGCCAGAAAGAUGAACCGGCGUGAUCUGCUCAAGGUGAACGUUCAGAGCACAUGCACUGACAUCAUGAACUACGUGUUGGUGCGAGUGCCUCCUCUGGCUGCAGGUCUGCCUCGGCCUCGCUUCUCCCUCUACCUCUCCUCCCAGCUGCAGUACGGCAUCGUGCUCGUCUUCCACCACCAGUGCCAGCUGCUCCUGGAGGAGAUCCAGGGGGCCAUCGACCGACUGCACCGUUACCAUGUGCAGGUGCAGAUCGACAUGCUGCCCGAGGACAUCAGACAAACUCAAACACUUCCAGAUGCUCUCGCUUUACUGACGGAAACGGAGGGAGCGAGGGAUCCGUUCUUCGGGUCAAUGGAGUUUGGUAUGCCCAGUCCAAGUAGCCUCAUGCAGCUGGCUCAAGAAAUGGGCGUGGUUUCUCCAGAGAGUCUGCUGUCUCCACCUUUGGAAGGCAUCACAGCGAGUCAGGAGUCGAUCACGAUGACCGAGCAGGAGCCCGUUAUCCUGCACGAGCCUGAGUUCGAAGGGGCGGAGCUACAGGAGACUGACAUGAUCGAAAUGCUGCUGGAGCAACCGGAUCAUUUCCCCGAGGGUGAGGACGAGAGAGAACGUGAGGCAGAACAGGCAAGGCAGAGGGAGAGAAGAGAAAGAGAGAGGGAAAGAGAAAGAGAAGAAGUUGAAGAGAGAGAGAGAGAGCGAGAGCGAGAAGCAGCAGAGAUAGAGAGGACGAGGGAUCUGACGGGGUCGACCCUCCUGAUGGAGCCGACCACUGAAGUGCCAAGCAGAGACAUCGUGUCUGUGCUCGAGGAGAUGGAGCUGCCUGCUGUGAUGCCCGAGCCAGCCCAGAGAGAGAGGACCCCGGAGCCCAUCCCUAUUCCACCGUCCCCACCGAGUCCAGACAGAAGGGAACGCCGGAGAGAGAGUCCUCGCCUUCAGGAGCUCGUCCCAGUCCCAGAGGCCCCUGCAGUGGGACAAAGAAGGAGGAAGAGGCAACUGGUUUUUAUGGAUGAGGAAAUACAAAUAUCCCAGGAAGCACUGCAAACUCAGAUUGAUGAUCCAAGCAUUGAAACCAGGCUUUUGGAGGACGUUCUGAUCAGAGCACCUUUUCGAGUGAGCGAUGCAAAAGGUCUCCUCAGUAACCCGUGCAUGAACCUUCCAGCUGAUAUUCGGGAGUUGUGGAAUCAGGGCGCUGUCAUUCCUCACAUCCCUCCCUCAAGACGUCGCAGGGAACCUGAAGAGGAGGAUCUGGAGGCUGUACGAGAGAGGGAGAGAGGACGAGAGGAGCAGGAAGAGGGAGAGCUCAGAGAGAUGCCCACAGAGAUCGUGGAGUCCGGCGUCUCACGCUACGAUACUCCAGUUUCUUCUCUGGUGAUGGAGGUAACAGAUAGAGAAAUCUCACCCCUGGAGACUCCUGAGACUCGACGGUCUCCGGUUCUUGUCUCGGUAGGAGGUUUGGAGGAUAUUCCGGAGGAGAGGGUGCCUGAAUUGGAGGAGGUCACCAUGGACAUCGACCCUCUCGAGAGAAUAAGGGCUACAGGUGCGGAUGAAGUGACAUUUCACUCCCUACUGCCCCCUAGAGUCAAACGCAGAGCCAUCGCUCAGGCAUUCUGGAGGCUGCUUGAGCGAAUCGACAAGAAAGAGGUGAAGGCGCGACAGGACGAGCCGUAUGGUGACAUCAUCAUCACCGUCAUACAGCGCCGUCCCGCCUGAAGGAGAGACGUCCCACAUGGUCACGUGCCUAUUUGCAAAUUUUCAUGUUUUAAAAUGAGUUGAAACGCAGACUGUUGAAGUUUCAUGAAGAAUCAGAUCGAGGUUUUAAACACGUUUACAUUUUAUCCGUUUCAUAUGGAAGACGCUUUUCGUAAUGAAGAAAUUGUGUUUAUUUAGUUAUUUUGAUUUAUUUAAUUCAGGCAUUGAGGUUCUGCUCAAUAACCGAGUCACAUCACAUAAGAAAAUGGUUUUAAUCGCGUGUCAGAUGCUACACAAGAGGUUUGUGCAGCGCGUUGCUUGCGUUCCUUUUAACGUUUCAUCUUCACGUGUUUUAUUAAUACGUAUUUUAUUAUUCGUGUUAAAUGCCCAUAUUUAAAAAAAAAAACGAUUCUAGCAUUUGUGGAAUAUUUACCGUGUUUGUUAUUGAUUUAAAAACAUUUGUUUUGAAAUUGAGAAAUUAUUUAUAAACAUAAAUUGAUACCAGU